AUGACUGUAUACAAUUUUACUGUUGGAAUGUCAUGUGAUGGUUGCGUUACGGCUGUAAAGGCGGCCUUAGCUUCUCUACCGGGUACCGCUUGUUCUGUCAGUUUACCCGACCAAAGAGUCACUGUUGAUUCUUCACUUCCUUAUGAUACUAUUAAAGAUGCUCUUGUGAGAACUGGAAAACCAGUUUCUUGA
Molecule: messenger RNA, 192 nt
Organism: Diversispora eburnea
Lineage: Eukaryota; Fungi; Glomeromycota; Glomeromycetes; Diversisporales; Diversisporaceae
Source: the annotation of a GenBank genome assembly